Molecule: messenger RNA, 1459 nt
Organism: Lucilia cuprina (Australian sheep blowfly)
Lineage: Eukaryota; Metazoa; Arthropoda; Insecta; Diptera; Calliphoridae
Gene: Rpt3
Product: 26S proteasome regulatory subunit 6B
Exons: 4
Coding region: 137-1366 (409 amino acids)
Biological process (GO): proteasome-mediated ubiquitin-dependent protein catabolic process
Cellular component (GO): proteasome regulatory particle, base subcomplex
Molecular function (GO): ATP hydrolysis activity; ATP binding; proteasome-activating activity
Source: RefSeq, a predicted model, not a curated record
UGUGUCGUCGCAGGGCUUCGCCUGAUACUAUUUUAAUCAACUUUGGUUUAUGCCGAGAAUUAUUUUAACAAGUCAUUGAAAAUUUUGCACAGUUCGAAGAAAAUAAAUUUGUUUUGUUAGUAAAUAUAAAUCAAAAAUGGAAACUUUAUUGCAAGAAAAGGAGGAGACAUUUGACUUUAAAUUGAAAGAUGCCCACAGUUCACUGGAUGAAUUGGAUGUUGAUGACUUGUAUGUUCGCUACAAGAAAUUACAAAAAACGCUAGAGUUCCUGGAAGUUCAAGAAGAAUAUAUCAAGGAUGAACAACGAAAUCUGAAAAAAGAAUAUCUUCAUGCUCAAGAGGAAGUGAAACGCAUUCAAUCGGUACCUCUUGUAAUUGGUCAAUUUUUGGAAGCUGUUGACCAAAAUACUGGUAUUGUUGGUUCCACUACUGGUUCGAAUUACUAUGUUCGCAUUUUGUCAACCAUUGAUCGUGAAUUAUUGAAACCAUCUGCCUCUGUUGCUCUACAUAAGCAUAGUAAUGCAUUAGUUGAUGUACUUCCACCAGAGGCUGAUAGUUCGAUCUCAAUGUUGCAGCCGGAUGAAAAACCAGAUGUUAGUUAUGCAGAUAUUGGUGGUAUGGAUAUGCAAAAACAAGAAAUAAGAGAAGCUGUCGAGUUGCCUUUGACACACUUUGAAUUAUAUAAACAAAUUGGUAUUGAUCCUCCCCGUGGUGUUCUUAUGUACGGACCUCCAGGCUGUGGCAAAACUAUGUUGGCUAAAGCUGUGGCCCAUCACACAACAGCAUCUUUUAUUAGAGUUGUUGGUUCAGAGUUUGUUCAAAAAUACCUUGGUGAAGGUCCACGCAUGGUCCGUGAUGUAUUUCGUUUAGCAAAAGAAAAUGCACCAGCAAUAAUUUUUAUAGAUGAAAUUGAUGCUAUUGCUACAAAACGUUUCGAUGCUCAGACUGGUGCCGAUCGCGAAGUACAGCGUAUUCUCUUGGAACUACUAAAUCAAAUGGAUGGCUUUGAUCAAACAACUAAUGUUAAAGUCAUUAUGGCAACAAAUCGCGCAGACACCUUGGAUCCGGCUCUACUUCGUCCUGGUCGUUUGGACAGAAAAAUAGAGUUCCCAUUGCCCGAUAGACGUCAAAAACGUCUAGUGUUUUCGACAAUCACUUCCAAGAUGAACUUGAGUGAGGAUGUUGAUUUGGAAGAAUUCGUUGCUAGACCUGAUAAGAUAUCGGGUGCUGAUAUUAAUGCUAUAUGCCAGGAAGCUGGUAUGCAUGCGGUUCGAGAAAAUCGUUACAUUGUCUUAUCGAAGGACUUUGAAAAAGGUUAUAAAAAUAACAUCAAGAAGGAUGAACAAGAACACGAAUUCUACAAAUAAACGUUUUAUAUAUAUUUAUUUGUAUUUGUAACUAUUAAAAUAAUAAAAUAUAAGCAAUUGUAUAUCAAUUUGCAACAUAAAAUGUAAUGUAAA